GUUUGAUGAGAUGGUAUCAAAUGUAUGGGGAAUGUGUGAUGCAUGUUCUUAGGUCUCUUGGUGAUACAUAUAUUCAUGAUAUGAUCUUAUCUGCACAACAGGUCUAUGUCACAAGCUACAGGCUGUCACCUCUGGAAUAAACUUUAUGCACAUAGACCCUGGACUCAUAUUAUAUAUAUGUAUAUAUAUUCAUUAGAUUAUAGUACAGGCGGGACUAAUAUUAUUCUGCAUUUUCUUACAAGCCAAUUGCUCUACAUAGCAAAGCAAUUUCGUAUACCCGAAUUUCUGUCAAAAUGGACAGUCGAUUCAACACAGAUAAACUGGAGAGCAUCUCAAAGCGACUGGAGUCCGCAAAACAAACAGCAACAGAAGAAGAAAGUGACCAAGAAUUCGUUGUAGACGAAAAUAAAAGUGCCUCAGAGGAUGAUAGUGCUGGUGAUAUAAGCGAUGACGGUAAAGAUAAUAUUGAGACUGCGUAUGGCAGUGACUCGGAAUACGAUAAUGAUGGAAACGUCAUAGAGAAAGAAGGCGGUCGGAUGAGUUCUAAACGCAAAGCAGACAGUGACAUCAAUGGUGCAGUAGAGAACGGGAGCGAAGAGGAAGUGGAUGAGAAGGUAU
This is a messenger RNA of Sphaeroforma arctica JP610, 618 nucleotides long. RefSeq lists its product as hypothetical. The transcript has a single exon. The record is from RefSeq and is a predicted model, not a curated record. NCBI's taxonomy places the organism in Eukaryota, Ichthyosporea, Ichthyophonida. The annotation marks the transcript as partial.